This is a messenger RNA of Charadrius vociferus (killdeer), 1446 nucleotides long. RefSeq names its product claudin 1 (gene CLDN1). Gene Ontology annotation, molecular function: structural molecule activity. Lineage: Eukaryota; Metazoa; Chordata; Aves; Charadriiformes; Charadriidae. Gene Ontology annotation, biological process: cell adhesion; bicellular tight junction assembly. Bases 1 to 918 code for a protein of 305 amino acids. Gene Ontology annotation, cellular component: bicellular tight junction; plasma membrane. The record is from RefSeq and is a predicted model, not a curated record. The transcript is spliced from 7 exons.
AUGAACAGCGGGAACUUUUCACUUCUGCAGAUGCCAUCCAUUAGUGACGGCCGCAGGAGCAAUGCUGACCUGCAACGGGGACGGGAGGAGGGCGAGAGCGCCCACGGGAGCCGCUGCAGCCAAUCCGCCCUGCACAGUUCAAGCCCUUGUCACGCCUGGCUGAAGAGAAAUGGGGCUGUGCAGAAGUGGCACGCAGCAUCCAAGCUGCGCAUCGAACACUGCCCGGAGCUGCUGCAGAGUGACCCCCAGGUCUGCUUCCCCCCCGAGGUGCUGUACCCCUGGGCAGGACUGUGCGCACAGCUGGGCUCCGGUUUCAUUUGUGCCUUCUUGGGCUGGACCGCCAUCAUCAUCAGCCCCGCCAUGCCCCAGUGGAAGAUGGCAUCCUACGCGGGGGACAACAUCGUCACGGCCCAGGCGCUGUACGAGGGGCUGUGGAUGUCGUGCGCCAUGCAGAGCACGGGGCAGAUCCAGUGCAAGGUGUACGACUCGCUGCUCAAGCUGGAGGGCAGUCUGCAGGCCACUCGGGCUUUGAUGGUGGCUGCGAUACUCCUGGGCCUUGUCGCGGUAUUCGUUGCUGUGACUGGCAUGAAAUGCAUGAAGUGCAUGGAAGACGACCAGGUGAAGAAGAUGCGGAUGGCCGUCUUCGGUGGGGUGAUCUUCAUCAUUGCAGGUUUGGCAGCGCUGGUGGCCACGUCGUGGUAUGGCAACAGAGUGGCUCGUGCCUUUUAUGACCCUUUCACCCCAGUCAACACCAGAUUUGAAUUUGGAUCAGCUCUCUUCAUAGGUUGGGCAGCUGCUUCUCUGGCCAUGCUGGGGGGGGCCUUCCUCUGCUGCUCCUGUCCACGGAGAGAAACUUCAUAUCCACCCACCCGAGGCUAUCCAAAAAAUGCUCCCUCCACAGGGAAGGAUUAUGUAUAAUGAAACAAAGAAGAGGAGCCACCAGCACUGGUCACGAAAGCAUUUUGGAGAGGACACUACAAUGCCACUGUCCUGAGCAGAAUUCAGACUCUAGGUUCUGCCUUCCUCUUCUCCCAGAAAUGUGUAUAUUUUUAUAAUCCUCUUUGCUACUGGACAUAACUUCUCCUUUCUCUCCCAGCCCGUGGAGGAAGGCUAGCCUAGGUUCAUAGGUAUUGCCACUGGAAAGAUGAAACCUCCAAGCUUGGGUUAAGUUUAGUAUUUGGGAGUAAAAGGGAAAAAAUGAUACUGUUUUUUUUAGAUGGAUGUUGGUGCUUUUUUUAGAUGUUUUUAAAAAAAAUAGAUGGUAACAAUUCAGUCCCAUACCUGAUUAAGUUAGAGCCCAGUGUGGUGUGUGUAGAAAUUAAAGAAACAUAUAUUAUAUACAAAGUGAUGAAACCAAUAGCUUAAGGGGAAACAUAAUUUUAGGGAAAAGACUUUACAUGUAGGAAUGUUUGAAGAGAUCUAAAAAUGCUCUUGUACUGUCUUAUU